Rhinopithecus roxellana (golden snub-nosed monkey) is the source of this 3138-nucleotide messenger RNA. It is a transcript of the gene ITPK1, whose product is annotated as inositol-tetrakisphosphate 1-kinase. Gene Ontology annotation, molecular function: magnesium ion binding; ATP binding; inositol-3,4,5,6-tetrakisphosphate 1-kinase activity. The transcript is spliced from 10 exons. Gene Ontology annotation, biological process: inositol trisphosphate metabolic process. Gene Ontology annotation, cellular component: cytoplasm. The coding region runs from base 148 to 1392 and encodes 414 amino acids. Lineage: Eukaryota; Metazoa; Chordata; Mammalia; Primates; Cercopithecidae. The record is from RefSeq and is a predicted model, not a curated record.
GGCAGGACUGCGCGCCCCAGCUCCGAUCCCCGUUCCGCGUCCCCGCCGCCGGGAGGAGGUGCCCACUCGCUCGCGGCGCGCGCUGGCCGCCAGACUCGGCCUGUGGGCGAUUUCCUCCGGACCCAGGCUCCCCGCCCGAGGAGGAAGAUGCAGACCUUUCUGAAAGGAAAGAGAGUUGGCUACUGGCUGAGCGAGAAGAAAAUCAAGAAGCUCAAUUUCCAGGCCUUCGCCGAGCUGUGCAGGAAGCGAGGGAUAGAAGUUGUGCAGCUGAACCUUAGCCGGCCGAUCGAGGAGCAGGGCCCUCUGGACGUCAUCAUCCACAAGCUGACCGACGUCAUCCUUGAAGCUGACCAGAAUGAUAGCCAGUCCCUGGAGUUGGUGCACAGGUUCCAGGAGUACAUCGAUGCCCACCCUGAGACCAUCGUCCUGGACCCGCUUCCUGCCAUCAGAACCCUGCUCGACCGCUCCAAGUCCUACGAGCUCAUCCGGAAGAUUGAGGCCUACAUGGAAGAUGACAGGAUCUGCUCACCACCCUUCAUGGAGCUCACGAGCCUGUGCGGGGAUGACACCAUGCGGCUGCUGGAGAAGAACGGCCUGGCUUUCCCGUUCAUUUGCAAAACCAGAGUGGCUCAUGGCACCAACUCUCAUGAGAUGGCUAUUGUGUUCAACCAGGAGGGCCUGAAUGCCAUCCAGCCACCCUGUGUGGUCCAGAAUUUCAUCAACCACAACGCCGUCCUGUACAAGGUGUUCGUGGUUGGCGAGUCCUACACUGUGGUCCAGAGGCCCUCACUCAAGAACUUCUCCGCAGGCACAUCAGACCGUGAGUCCAUCUUCUUCAACAGCCACAACGUGUCAAAGCCCGAGUCGUCAUCAGUCCUGACGGAGCUGGACAAGAUCGAGGGCGUGUUCGAGCGGCCGAGCGAUGAGGUCAUCCGGGAGCUCUCCCGGGCCCUGCGGCAGGCGCUGGGCGUGUCACUCUUCGGCAUCGACAUCAUCAUCAACAACCAGACAGGGCAGCACGCCGUCAUCGACAUCAAUGCCUUCCCAGGCUACGAGGGCGUGAGCGAGUUCUUCACAGACCUCCUGAACCACAUCGCCACUGUCCUGCAGGGCCAGAGCACAGCCACGGCAGCCACAGGGGACGUGGCCCCGCUGAGGCACAGCAAGCUUCUGGCUGAGCCGGCGGGCGGCCUGACAGGCGAGCGGACAUGCAGCGCCAGCCCCGGCUGCUGUGGCAGCAUGAUGGGCCAGGACGCGCCCUGGAAGGCCGAGGCCGACGCGGGCGGCACCGCCAAGCUGCCGCACCAGAGACUCGGCUGCAACACCAGCAUGUCGCCCAGCUUCCAGCAGCACUGUGUGGCCUCCCUGGCCACCAAGGCCUCCUCCCAGUAGCCACGGAGCCGGGACCCAGAGGGGCGGCGCGGGGCGCAGAGCACACCCGCUGGGCCAGCAGCUCCCAACGGCGAUGCUACUACUAAGAAUCCCCAGUGAUCUGAUUCUUCUGUUUUCUAAUUUUUAACCUGAUUUUCUGAUGUCAUGAUCUAAGUGAGGGGUGGGGGGGAAUGGAAGAGAGUACCAGGUGGUCCAGUGUUGGGGAGCGGGGCCGUCUGCCUGCUCCCUACUGUACAGACCACCUCACUGAGUUUACACAUGCUUGUGUUUGCAACACUAGGUCUGGAUGGGAGGUGGGGGGUGUGCGUGUGACUGCCAUGAGAGUGUCUGUGCACAUCCCCAUCUAUUGGUCUCCAUGGCCGCUGGGGACCCUGGAGGGAAGCCUGCCCAUGUCGGGCUGUGGGUGGCUGAUCAGGGCUGUGGGUAGUUGAUCAGUGCGCGUGAGAGUGGCUUCUCUUCUCCCUGACUCCCCACUCCCUGACCUGCCCCUUCCUUGUUUUUCCUCCUACUGGUAUCCACCAAGGCUUUGUAAGCCCCAACCCUGCCUGGUGUGUAGCUAACCCCUCCCUCCCCACAGCCAGAGGAGGCCACAGACCCCUCAGGGGAGUUCCAUGCUGGGGUCUGGGCUGUGCUCCCUCACAAAAGGGAAGGAAAGGAAGCUGGGCGUCCUCUGGGCCCCCCAACACAUGGCCCACUUAGCCCUGCACAGCGGCCUCCUUCCCCCAAGCCAGCACUGCCGCUCCCUGGAGCCCCGGGAGGAAGCUGCCUGGCUGGGAGCCCUGAGCUGAUGGUGCCUGUGCUGAGGAUUUGGGCAAAUCAUUCCAGGUCUUUGGGCCUCCACCUCCUCGUCUCUAGUGGACAGGUGAGACCAGAGAGCACCACAGGGCUGGCUUCGCGCUCUAACCCCUGGGAUGCAGCCUGCCUUUCUGUAAAGUCAUCUAGGUGAGGACAGGUGUGGGAGCCUCGGCAUGACACCGUGGAGUUCGGGGCCCUCUUCCCAGUGGGUUCACUCCUUUUCACACCUGCUGGAGCCAGCCAGGUGCCAGGGAGCCACCCCCGCCCCUCGCCCCUGCACGCCUCAGACUCACCCCAUCACCUUGGCAGCAAAGCACUGGCUCUCCGCUCUGACCCCUGGUCCAGGCAGCCCCUCCGCAGAGAAAAGGGCUGGAGAGAAGCCUCCGCAGCCCCUGGAAGAUGUGGAGUGCUGGGUGAGAGGUAUCGGCCCCCCCAAGUAUGUUUUUGUGUCUUAAGAUACCAGUUUACUUUGAAAACGAGAGAAAGGCUUCCGGGCUGUCCUCUGCCCAGUGAGACGGAGGACACGAGAGAGAGUGCUGAGUGUCCCGAGAGAGGCCCCCGAGCCGGUGCAUGGAGGUCCUUUGGCCUGGCUCAGCUGGGCUGCGGGGCGCCCCCUUUGAGGAGGGAGGCACAGGGCUUGGGCGAGGGGCAGAAGCCAUCAGAACUGCCUGGCUUUUUUGGAAACUGAGGACCCAACAACUAACCACGUUUACACAACUUGAGUGUUGAACCCCGAUUAAUGUCUGUACGUCACCUUUCCUAGUUCUGACCCUGAGCCCCGGGGAAGCAGGAAAGCGUGGCCGGCCUCUUGCACUGCUUUGUCUCCAAAAUAAACUACUGAAAUCAAACCGCAUUUCACACGUGUUUACACAUGUUGCUCAAGUUUGUUAUGUCAUUCUCCCAGUCCUUAAAAGAUGUUUAAUAAAACAGCUUUACCUUUUAAAAAUAAAA